AUGUCAGGUUCGAGAGCCGCAGAGGAUGUGACCGGGGUACUGCUGCACGGCGACGAUGCUGGUACUGGGGAGGGCGUCCCCCUGAAGGAGGGCCCCGCCGCAAAGGAGUUUACGUUGGAUAUACCGCGGAUUCCCAGUGUGGAGUUGCCCCUGGAGGUGUCCGCGAAGCCCACGUCCGUAGCGCGUGCAAUUCACAUGUGCGGUGGAUUACAGAAGGUCAAGGAUGCGUUCAAGGAGACGGGUCCAUUGGACCAGCAGCGUGGACUUGAAUUGGCCCUGAACGACGAUACGAGUCGGUUCUUCAACGAGCACCCGAUCCGAGGGAAAAGAGUGCCCUUCAGGGACGACUCCAUUGUGUUGAAGAUCACGGUGCCUAAGGGUACGCUGCAGAGACACAAUGGCGAGGUUUCUGCGUCUCUCGCCUCAUUGGACUCAAAAGACUAUAAGAUCACGCCCGUGGCCAUUGUGGACAACACGAUCAAGUUCCGCGAGAUGUCUGACUUUCAGGUGAAGUUGGAUAAUGUCCCCGCGGCACAGGAGUUUCAAGGCAGCUUUGGGUCCCUUGAAUGGGGCCCAUUCCGCAAGUUUGUCGACACCGUGCCGGACAACGACCCACAACCCUUCGCCAACAUCAACAGUAUCGUUGUCGACAGGACACUCCCAACUCCCAACUCGGACUUCCAAUUGCCACCACCGCCGAAGCUUUCGAUGGUCGGGUUCCCGCAUCUAUACAAGUACAGGGGCAACCCACUGGCGACGAAGAAAUCAGACGGUGCCGCGGAGGUCAAGGGCACGUACAUCAAGAACUACCAACUGUUCGUGCACGACAUCAAAGAGUCAACGGUAAUACCGUGCAAGCCACACCCUGAUCUUCGGGACGCGUACGACACAGCGAGGAAAGACCGUGUCUACCCGGGCACCAAGGCGGACUCGAACUUCUACGGGUGUCUAGAGGAUUGUCUGGCCAUCCUGCGCGAUCUGUUUGAAGAGAGACCCAUUUGGGUCAAGAGACACCUGGACGGGAUCAUCCCGAAGCGUAUACACCACACUAUCAAGAUUGCAUUGGCGCUUGUCUCGUACCGUUUCACAAUGGGGCCCUGGAGGAACACAUACAUCAAGUUUGGCGUCGAUCCAAGGUCCUCGCAUGAGUACGCCAAGUACCAGACGGAAUACUUCAAGAUCGAGCGGAGGCUGCUGACUUCCCCGCUCGUGAGGAAGAACGUCCCCAGUAUACCCACCGUAGUUUUCCAAUCCAAUGUCAUUAGGGGGAUAGACACGCGGUUCAGAUUCACUGGGGAGUACAUCCCAUGGUAUCUGAUGUUGCAAAUCGACUUGCUCGUUGAUGAACCCAACAUCCGCGAAGUGUACGAUGCGGUGACGUAUUUGGAACAACCUAACGAGCUGACCGGGUGGUUCCACGAGCUCGAUCUGGUUAAGAUGAGGCGUAUUGUGAAGUACGAGCUCGGGUGUCUUGCCCAGGGAAACCACAAUUUCAACAAGUACAAACUCAAGUACUUCAAGGCGAUACAAUUUGUCAGGGAGUCGAUGAUAAACCAGAAACCCGCUGACUCAGCGGUUGACGCUGAUGGUGAUGUCGACAUGGAUAAUCCGCAUACGGACUCGGCAGACAAGUUCAAGCAGACGAAUACUGGUGACAAAGAACAACAACAAGACGACGAUGACGACGAUAAUGGUGUCGCGACAGGCGAGGCCGAUGAGGCGACGCUGGAGGCAGAAGAGGCCGAGGUCGACGCAGAUAUCCCCGUCCCGGAGACGCAAGACGAUUUGGACGCGGACGCAGACGCGGAGAACCAAGAGCAAGAGCAGGAAUUGGAGAAUCUAGACUACAAGACGGCCGGGUUCCAGGAUGUUAUCGCCCGGAUAGCGUCGCUGGCACCAGAAGAGGCGGCACAGUUACAACAGAGACUGAGCGGGUUUGUACAUGAAUCGAAGCUGUCGCAGUGA
Molecule: messenger RNA, 1965 nt
Organism: Huiozyma naganishii CBS 8797
Lineage: Eukaryota; Fungi; Ascomycota; Saccharomycetes; Saccharomycetales; Saccharomycetaceae
Gene: TFC1
Product: transcription factor TFIIIC subunit TFC1
Exons: 1
Coding region: 1-1965 (654 amino acids)
Biological process (GO): transcription initiation at RNA polymerase III promoter
Cellular component (GO): transcription factor TFIIIC complex
Source: RefSeq, a predicted model, not a curated record